This is a messenger RNA of Effrenium voratum, 1203 nucleotides long. The record is from the annotation of a GenBank genome assembly. Lineage: Eukaryota; Dinophyceae; Suessiales; Symbiodiniaceae.
AUGCGGCCGGGGCGGAAGAAGGCCAUGGCCCUGGAGGACACGGAGCUCCGGUCCCUGCGGAUCCCCUCCACAGCGCACCGGGGCGCCCUGUCGCCCUCGAAGCACUCCUACCUCCCCACGCUCCAAGAGCAGGCGAGGGAGGACAGGCCACAGCUCGCCAUCAGCGUCAAGGCCAACGACCAUGCCGUGCAAGAGGCCCAGCGCAGCGCGCGGCCGGAGACGCAGCCACUGACCGACCUCUCGGCGGAUUUGCUGGAGAGCAUGAAGGUGGAGUUCCUGGACCAAGGCGGCGCCCUCAACGGCGAGCAGUUCGUGCGCGCUAUGCUGAGGAACUCGGACCUCACCGCAGACGCGCAGGAGACAAACGAGCCGGUCCUGGGAGCGGCGAAAGCGGCCGCAGUGAUGGACCUUUUCUCGCACGUGGAUGUGCACGGCGAGGGCUCGGUGAGUUGGGAGGAUGUCUCAAACUACUUCAUCGAGCAGGGCAUGUCAGGCGGGGAUGAGUUCACUGUGGACAGCAUCAAGACCUACGAGGUGAGUCAGGUGAAGGAUGUGUCGAAGCAUGAAACUCCGGUGGAGAAGUUGGUCUACUUAGAGCAGAUCGACUCCUUAGUCUGCCUCUCCCGUGGCUCCCGGAGCUUUCGGCUCUACGAGCCGAAGCGCUGCGCGCUGCAGCACCAGGUCUCCGGGCACCGGGGCACCGUCAUCAACUGCUGCUACGUGGACGCCUGGGCGCAGAUCGCCACCACGGCCGCGGACAUGACCAUCUGCUUCUGGGACUCCCACCUCCAGCUCCGCAACCGCCUGGCGGCCAAGGACGUCCAGCUGUGCCUACAGUGGGACACGGUGUCCAGAAGCCUCUUCAGCGGCGCCAUAGAUGGCACACUCAGCAGAUGGGACUUGAACAACAUGACCCUCGCGGACCUCCGGAAAGGGAAUCACAAGAAGGCCAUCAACGAUCUCCUCAUGGUGCAUGACAUCAAUCUGCUGGCCUCGGCGUCAUCGGAUGGCAGCAUCCUGAUGUGGGAUACUGCGAUGAUGAAGCCGAAGAAGACCUUCAAGGGCCACAAGAAGGGCACCUUCUCGUUGGCCUACUCCAUGGCCCGGCGCCCGGACUUCCGAGAAAAAUCCACGGCCAGCGGCGGAACCAAUGACACGACAAAGAAUCCAGUGGGAACUGCCUGGUCUCGCCUGCUAUGGUAG